CCAGCGACUCAGUAUGUUGUUCAGCUUUAAUCUUCACACUUAAAUUCACUUUUGACUCAUUACAGCAGAGAAAAAGUCGGUUUUUUUACUCACCGGAUCCGUGACAGCAGUCGGAAACAGUUUAUCUCAGUUCAGUGUUUGUUUGUUGGUUUUAAAUCCGUUGAUAGUGGAUCUGUUUGUGGUCGUCGGGAGGAGCUGCAGCCCGAUGCCGGCAGGUGAUGGAUGUCAACGGCCGCGGUUCAAGGUCGAAGCUGCAGAAGAAAACGUCCCCCUUCUCUCUCCUCUCUCCUGACAGCUGGUCCCUCAGUGGGAAGAAGAGGAAGCAGGCCAGCAGAGAUGCAGACUCCCUCAGUCUCUGCAGUCUGGACAUCAAUGAGCCCAGCACAAAGCGCAGCAAACUCGUAUCCAGGAUGACGUCUCUGCUGCAACCUGUCAAGACGGCACCGCUGAAGAGGAUUGGUCAGACGCUGCAGCGCUCCAUCAGUUUUCGUAAUGAGGGUCAGACAGAGAGAGCAGCUCCUCCUCCACCCCCCCCCUCCUCUUCCUCCAUGAUGAAGACGCGUGUUCUCUCAGCAACACUCUCAAACCCGGGCUCAUCGAGCACAAUGACACGGGUUUCCACAGCAACGGUGCCAGCCGCCAAGCGCCGUGACAGCAAACUCUGGUGCGAGACCUUCGACGUGCGACUAGGAACGAUGCAGACUCUGAGCCCGAAAGAGAUCAAACGACAAGAGGCUAUAUUCGAGUUGGCUCAGGGUGAGCAAGACUUGGUGGAGGAUCUCAAGUUGGCUAAGAAGGCUUACCAUGACCCCAUGCUGAAGCUGUCAAUCAUGACUGAGCAGGAACUGAACCACAUCUUUGGCACUCUGGAUUCUCUGAUACCCCUCCAUGAAGACCUGCUGAGUCGACUCAGAAAUGCCAGAAAACCUGACGGGUCAACAGAACAUGUGGGACGCAUCCUGACUGACUGGCUGCCGUGUCUCUCCUCCUACACAUCGUACUGCAGUAACCAGGUGAAGGCCAAGACCUUGUUGGACCAGAAGAAGCAGGACCGGCGGGUCCAGGACUUCUUGCAGCGCUGUCUCCAGUCGCCUUUUAGCAGGAAGUUGGACCUGUGGAACUUCCUGGACAUCCCCCGCAGUCGACUGGUGAAAUACCCGCUGCUGCUCAGGGAGAUCGUGAAGCACACGGCCAACGACCACCCGGACCGGCAGCACCUGGACGAGGCGAUGCUGAUGGUUCAGAGCGUGGUGGGGGACAUCAACAGGCUGACGGGGGAGUCAGAGUGUCAGUACUACAAGGACCGCCUGUUGUACACAGAGGAGGCGCAGAGGGACGAGCUCAUCGACCGCUCCAGGACCCUCAGCUGCCACGGAGAGCUGAAGAACAACAGGGGACUCAAGCUCCACGUGUUUCUGUUCCAGGACGUCCUCGUCAUCACCAGGUCCAUCUCGCUGAACGAUUAUCCGGUCAGUUACCAGCUGUGCCGCCAGCCAAUACCCAUCCGGCAGCUGGACCUGGAGGACCUAUCAGACGGAGAGAUGCGAGUGGGCGGGUCCAUCAGAGGAGCCUUCAGCAACAACGAGAGAACAAAGAACUUCUUUCGGGUUUCCUACUGUGCCGGAGGUCAGCUGCAGAGCCACUGCUUCCAGGCCAGCGACACCUUCAACAAGCAGCAGUGGAUCAACUGCAUCAGACAAGCCAAAGAAGCUGCAGCGCUGACAGAAGACCAGCCCCCACAGAUAGGACAAUGUGUGGAGACAGAGCCGAGUGGACAGACAGGGUUGCUGGGUGAGAUGGGGCUGCUGGGUGAGAUGGGGCUGCUGGGUGAGAUGGGGCUGCUGGGUGAGAUGGGGCUGCAGGAAGAAGAAAAUUGUAUGUGGAGGGAGGGGGAAACAGGGCGAGAGGUAGGUCUUAUCGGAGAGACAGAUCUGGGGAAAGAGGAAGACGUGGGUUUGAGUCACGAGACAUUGAUGGGCAUGGGUGGGGGGAUGGGGACAGGUUCGUGUUUGAAUGAAGGGACUGUUUUGGAAUUAGAUGGAACAACAAUGAAGGAUGUUGAGACAAGGCUGAAAGAGACGGGCAAGAUGGAGACAGGACAGGGAGUCGGUGAAGAGAUGGGAACCGGAGCAGACUGGAGGAUGGAUGGAGGAGGAGAGGUGCUGAGCCGAGGUCCUAAUAAUGUCCCCACCUUCCUUCUCUCCCCUGCUUCUCCCUGUCGAGAGGAGAAGGAGCGGGAGGUGAUGGAGGAGGAGUGUAGCAGCACUGAGGAGGGGGAGGAGGUGGACAUGGACACAGACCUGCAGGGCGAGGAGCUGGACCUCAGGUGCUGAUGUUAGACUCAAACGGGAGGAUGAUGCACUGAGGCACUGGCAGCCAAUCAAAUCGAUGAUGAUGUCACUAAAAGGCAGACAGAACAUCCAACACACUAACCUGCCCUAAAUAGCAUGGGAGUUUCCUUAGUUUGUCCAACACCUUAGUAUGAAACCAAUAGCAUGUGAAAUGCAUACUAUUUCUGUAAAACUGUGUACACACUGGCAUAAAUAUCCCACAAUGCAAUGUGGGAGUGACGCCAAAAUGCAUAACAAUCACCAUGGUAGAUCUGGAACAAGAUAUACAAGUUUGCCUGCAUUUUCUAACAGCUGAAGGACUUCUACAGACGUGAAGGAAAAACAAAAAACUCAAGAGGUUCAUUGUUCCUUGCUGUCAGGUGGAGGCUGUCGGGAAGUGGUAGUUACAGCUCUGUGUGUCUGAAAGAUACAUAAUGCUGUUUAUUCACACUAAAAUAUGUGAAAUAAUGGUACACAUAUUGUGUGAAACAUAGUAUGCGAUUUCAGACGCAGCUCCAUUUAACUGUACUUAAUGCAAGGAUGUAUUGAGAGAAUUGCAUACCAUGUUAAAGGAUGCCAAAAAGGAUUUCCUCGUGCUUUUCUAUUUUUGGCUCACAGACCAACUUACCGCAGACUAACCCUGAUUUACUGAUACGGCUCUAAAAGACUUUAUUUUUUAUCUGUGAUAAACGCUCAAAUGCUGAUAAUGCAAACACUUGUUUGGAGAGUUUGUAAUACCCAGAAAUUGUAUUUAUGUUAAUACUGUCUGUUGUUUUAUUUCACAGACAGUCUUUUCUAGCUUCCCGGUUUCUUUUUUCUUAAUACGUUUCUUCAUUAUACUGGCUCAAUGUUAUUCUUUUCUUUUGAUCUGCCUUUGGAAAAACUGUUUUGCUGCAAAUAGUCUAGGCCUUUACAUAAGACAGUCCACUCAUUCAUUGUCAAAUUUGAAGUCUUACUUUAUGAACUUCUGCUAUUUGCUGGUUCAGGACGGUAAGAAUUUCAGCAGCAUUCUCAGGUAUUACAAACAAAAUGUUAAUGCGGAGAGACCAAAUGAGUCCAUCUCAUAAAAGUCAAUGGAAGACAAUGACAUGUUUUUAAUGGCAAAGCUUUUUAAUCAAUGAAUCAUGCUUGCAGCUGUGACUACCACUCAACAAUAACACAAUCAUUAUAUUUAAAAAAGAAAACACUACCGGAAUUUCCCUUCCGGAUUGAAUGCCUUAGGGAAAUUCCAGUAUUGUGUCUCUUACUGUAGACACUUAACAAUUCUGCUGCAGGGAUUGGAUAAAUGAGGCAGGAACUAGUCAGCCAGAGCUCAGCACCUGCUAAAGCUUUACAAAUCAAAUUAACCAGUAAUUAUCUGAAACUUAUACCUUUCAUUUUGUAGAUUUUCUGUUCUUCCAGCUCACUCCAAGCAUUCCUUGCUCCUUCGCCUUUCUCCUAGCUUGUUUUAACUCUUUAAAUAAUGUCUUAAAAUCUGUUGUAAUGUCUGAAAACACCUGUUGCAUUUUCAACGUUUCAAAUGACUUUUACAACACUUUAAUAAUGAAUGAAUGUAAUCAUUUGCAAAGAUUACAGUAUCUAGUUGUAUGGCAAUGCUCAAUGCAGACAGUGAUGUUAAUACAAUGUUUUUUUUUACGUCAAGUGAAAGGUUGUAACAUUUCAACAUUUGAAACCAAUUAGCUCUUUAGACUCCUUUAAUGAAGGUUUUAAGUCACAUAUACUGUAUGAUUCAAAACCACUGCUGUUAUCGUUCAAUACUGUAGGCACAGAUAAACCUUCUGUACACCACCUUUCCAAAAUCAAACAGCAGACAGAUAAGAUUAUGAAGUGAAGAAAGUGGAAAAUCUUGCAGCUGAAAAGCCAGAUAUUUCUCUCAGGAGUACUGGCCUUCCUAUCUUCAGAUGGAAAGAAAGAAGACAACUCUAAUGUGACAUUCUUUCACUUUUUAAAUGACACGGAGGUUGCUGUUGCAAAGAAAUGAUAAAUGCAGUGUUUGCAAUAUUUUCACAAGAGUAUUGCUGAAACAGAAAAUGUGGUGUGACUUUUCACUUAACUGUAUUUGAUCAUCUCAAAUAGUUGUGUAUAAAUGAAUUAGUUGGAGGUAUAUAGAAUCCCCGAGUGGACAGUGUGGAAAAAAGGUUCUGAUGAUUUCUGAGGUAAAUGGGUUUGUCUCGUGUUACUCACCCGAAAGCAAACAUGAAAGAUUAUGAUAUAGUGAGCAUUACACACACAAAGGUUUUUUCUCUCCUUGUCAUAGAUUUAAAAAAGGAUCCUGGCAAAUAAUCCUUGCAUAAGCUUUUCUUCCUGUUUCACAAAUCAUAUUUUUAAGGAAUUUGGAAAGAUUGUCUUAUCAAAACCUUUUUUCAACUGUUUUUAUUUCAUAAACUCAGGAGAGAAACAAUUAUGAUGUUGCAAGUGGAUAACCAUAUUUCUUUUUGUAUUACCUCCCUCUUUCAUUAAUACACAUUUACCUAUUCAGUAUUAAUAUCAUUUUAAGGUCAUUUUAGCAUGGAGUCUGCCUAAAGCAUUCCUAAUUCAUUAAACUGUCAGUAAUUACUGAUCUAUUUUUUGAAGUCGGUUUGAAAGAUGUCCUUGCAGCUGCUGAAGGAGUUUCUAGGAAAGUAAAUGCUGUUUUGUUGUGCCAACCAGAGAAGUCCUAAAGCAGGAAUAUGUUGUGUAUGUAUGUAAAGAGUGUAUAUUAAGUCUAUCUGUAUAUGAAUGUAGGAACGAAGCCAGGCAUGUCUGUUUGUUAUAUUUUUGAUUACACAUAACCUGUAAAAUAUGA
This is a messenger RNA of Gymnodraco acuticeps, 5115 nucleotides long. RefSeq names its product rho guanine nucleotide exchange factor 3-like. Lineage: Eukaryota; Metazoa; Chordata; Actinopteri; Perciformes; Bathydraconidae. The record is from RefSeq and is a predicted model, not a curated record. Gene Ontology annotation, biological process: positive regulation of Rho protein signal transduction; intracellular signal transduction. Gene Ontology annotation, molecular function: guanyl-nucleotide exchange factor activity.